This is a messenger RNA of Neltuma alba, 1471 nucleotides long. Its product is annotated as 50S ribosomal protein L18-like. The record is from RefSeq and is a predicted model, not a curated record. The transcript has 2 exons. Lineage: Eukaryota; Viridiplantae; Streptophyta; Magnoliopsida; Fabales; Fabaceae. Bases 470 to 964 code for a protein of 164 amino acids. Gene Ontology annotation, biological process: translation. Gene Ontology annotation, molecular function: structural constituent of ribosome; 5S rRNA binding. Gene Ontology annotation, cellular component: ribosome.
UUACUAUUGCUAGCGAUUUGAGAAAAAGAGGGGUGAUUUGUCACUGCAGCUUGAAUCCCCAAAGCAUUAUCACCCACAAACAGGGAUUGGAUUAAUGAAAGGUAAAUUGUGAUGGGGCUAGUAAACGAGGUUCACGUCAUGCUAGGUGCGGCAGAAUAUUGAUAAACUCUUCUAAUAGUUACGAGAAUUGGUCGGUCUUCUUUUCAAGCCGAAGCCUUAAGGGACAAAUUGCAGCAACACUUUUUGCACAGUGUUACUUUGAUGCUACGGGAGAAGUAAUCAACGUGCGCACCAAGUGUUUGUUGAAAUUACUGUGAGAAACUUAGCAUUGCGUUGUAUCCUCGAAGCGCAAGUUUUACUAUUCAUAGUAUGUUUCAUCACCGUCGGUUGGCAGGAUAAGGGUUCAGUGAGUCCUCCAUUGGCAUCUCAGCUUUUCACUCUUGUUUCCUUUUGAAUAUAAGUACAUAAUAUGGACCUUGUGAAUGUUCCUGCGCUUCGAUUUACAAAUUCUGCAGUCUUGGGAGUACAAUUAAAGCCUCUUGUUUCCUCUCUUUCGCUGAGAAGAACUUUCAUCAAGAAUCGACUGAUUGUCGAAGCUAGAGCAAAUGCUAGAAAGGAAAGUGCCAAAAUCCGCAACAGAAGGAAGCAGAAGAAGUUUGAUGGAACACCAAGAAGACCAAGGCUUUCUGUAUUUUGCUCAGAGAAGCAGUUGUAUGCAAUGCUGGUUGAUGACCAAAACAAAAAGUGUCUGUUCUAUGGAAGUACAUUGCAGAAAUCUAUCCGACAAGAUCCCCCUUGUUCUAAUAUUGAAGCUGCUCAACGUGUUGGGGAGGAACUUGUCAAAGCCUGCCUUGAACUCAACAUAAAUGAAAUAUCGUCCUACGAUCGCAAUGGUUUUGCUCGCGGAGAAAGGAUGCAAGCCUUUGAGAUUGCGAUCUCCAGUUUUGGAUUCUUGCCAGGAUAGGUCUGCGUGGCAGACUAUUCUUUUUCAGAAACAAGAGAAACAAUCAAAUGCAGAAAAGGAUUUUACUCGGCUAGCACAAGAUUCUGAAUUUCUGAUCGACUCAGGCAGUGCUGCAAGACCAGCAAAUGUUAUAUGGUAGGAAGUGUUAGGCUUUAAAAGGACAACAUAACACGAAGGUUGUCUAGAUGAGAAUACUGAAAUAGAUGUGUGGCCAUAUAAAAAAAUAUAAGAUUUGUAAUGACCAUAUAUGUGGGAGUGGCUGCUAUCGAUGAGAAAAUGGUAGUAAUCUAUUUGAGAUGGUUUAGUUACGUGCAAAGAAGGCCUUUGGAUGCGCUGGUAAGAAAGAUUGAUCAAAUAACAUGGAGUCCUCUAAACGAGUAGGAUAAGGCCAAAGAGAAUACUUCAUAGUUAUUAAGGGAAAUCUUUCAAUUAAUAAUAUAUCCAAAGACUUGGAUGAAACUCAAUAGAGUUGUUGUAGCUUUUAUAUUAUGGUUUUGUUGUUGUUGG